Molecule: messenger RNA, 1584 nt
Organism: Macroventuria anomochaeta
Lineage: Eukaryota; Fungi; Ascomycota; Dothideomycetes; Pleosporales; Didymellaceae
Product: cytochrome P450
Exons: 3
Coding region: 1-1584 (527 amino acids)
Biological process (GO): ergosterol biosynthetic process
Molecular function (GO): heme binding; iron ion binding; monooxygenase activity
Source: RefSeq, a predicted model, not a curated record
AUGGGUGUGCUUGCUGAUAUCUCUGGGCCGAUUGGCAACUUCACUGCCAACUCCUCCACCCCUGUCACUAUCGCCGCCGGUUUCGCAUCCUUCCUCGUUCUUGCGGUUGUCCUCAACGUUCUGCAGCAGUUGUUGCUCAAGAACCCCAAUGAGCCGCCUCUCGUCUUUCACUGGUUCCCGGUGAUUGGUAGCACAAUCACGUACGGUAUCGACCCGUAUAAGUUCUUCUUCACCCAGCAGAAGAAGUACGGCAAUGUCUUCACCUUCGUUCUCCUCGGUCGCAAGAUGACUGUCUGCCUCGACACUAAGGGCAACAACUUCAUCCUCAACGGAAAGCUCAAGGACGUCAACGCCGAGGAGAUCUACAGUCCGCUCACCACUCCUGUGUUCGGCAAGGAUGUCGUCUACGACUGCCCCAAUGCCAAGUUGAUGGAGCAGAAGAAGUUCGUCAAGUUCGGUCUCACCCAAGACGCCCUCCGCUCCUACGUCACCGUUAUCACCGAAGAAGUCGAGAACUUCGUCAAGCGCCACAAGGUCUUCCAGGGCAAGAAGGGCACCUUUGAUGUGACCAAGGUCAUGGCCGAGCUCACCAUCUACACUGCCUCCCGCUCCCUUCAAGGCCAGGAGAUCCGCGACUCCUUCGAUUCUAGGUUCGCCGAGCUGUACCACGAUCUCGACAUGGGUUUCUCGCCUAUCAACUUCAUGCUUUCCUGGGCUCCUCUUCCCCACAACCGUGCGCGUGACAACGCACGUGAGACCAUGAUCAAGCUCUACUCGGACAUUGUUCGCAGGCGCAGGAGCGGCGAGGCUGAGAGGAAGGAGGGUGAGCACGACAUGAUCUGGCAUUUGUUGGAGUGCAAGUACAAGGACGGCACACAAAUUCCUGAGCACGAGAUCGCUGGUAUCAUGAUUGCGCUCCUUAUGGCUGGUCAGCACUCUUCGUCUUCCACUAUCGCCUGGAUUCUUCUCCGUCUGGCCCAAAAUCCCGGCCUUAUUGAAGAGCUUCUAGAGGAGCAGAAGUCUGCUCUUGGACAGGAUCUCCCGCCUCUCACCUACGAGGACCUUCCGAAGUUGUCUCUACACGCCCAAGUCGUCAAGGAAACCCUCCGUCUUCACGCUCCCAUCCACUCCAUCAUGCGCAAGGUCAAGCAGCCUCUUGUCGCAGAUGGCACCAACUACGUUAUUCCUACCUCGCACACACUCAUGUCUUCGCCUGGGUUCUCCGCGCAGCUCGACUCUCACUUCGUCAACGCCGAGGUCUGGGACCCCCACCGUUGGGACGCUGACCAGCACAACUAUGAUGAGCCGGAGGCAGUCGCGGGUGGCGAGGACACCAUCGAUUACGGUUGGGGUGUCAUCUCCAAGGGAACCAACUCGCCAUACCUUCCCUUCGGCGCGGGACGUCAUAGGUGUAUCGGUGAGCAGUUCGCGUACUUGCAGCUGCAGACCAUCCUUGUGGCUUUCGUAAGAGAGUUCAAGCUCAGGAACGUGGGUGGCAGCAAGGACAUUGUCGGCACAGAUUACUCAAGUCUAUUCUCCAGGCCGCUGGCGCCUGGUACUGUUGAGUGGGAGAGGAGGAACUAG